This is a messenger RNA of Pelobates cultripes (western spadefoot toad), 1449 nucleotides long. NCBI's taxonomy places the organism in Eukaryota, Metazoa, Chordata, Amphibia, Anura, Pelobatidae. The record is from the annotation of a GenBank genome assembly.
AUGUUAGUUCAGAGAGGUUGGCAGGUUCUGAGCCACUUAUUGUCCCAUUACUCCAAGGUUGUCCCAAAUAGUCCGCAAUAUAUCUGUCGUUUGGCCUCGUCAUGGUCAGGCUGGAGAAGGCGCAGUUAUUGGAGAUAUCUGAGGAGGUCAGUUUUGGGAGUCCCAACACCGCCUUACCCACGCGUGACUCAGACAGGUGAUCCAGUGCUGCGUUGCCACGCUGCGCCUGUUCCUCCUGACCAGAUUUCACACCCGGACACAGUGAAAGUGAUAAAUCGCAUGGUGCGUGUCUUGCGUUCAGGAGGAUGUGUGGGGCUAAGCGCACCUCAGCUCGGAGUUCCUCUCCGUAUUUUAAUGUUGGAACUCCCAGAGAAGAUGAGCCAGGCAGUGCCUCCUGAUGUUCUUGCUGCCCGUGAGAUGACCCCAUUCCCGCUGAAGGUCUUUAUCAAUCCGGAGAUGCGUGUGUUGGACAAUCGAACGUUGAGUUUUCCAGAAGGCUGCAGAAGCAUCCAUGGAUUCUCUGCGGUAGUGCCACGCUACUAUGCUGUGGAGAUAUCUGGUGAGUGCUCCCAGUAUGCAAUAAAUCCUCCGAAUUCUCCAUCUAUAUAUUUAUACAUAAGAUCUUCAACCACUAAGCUAAGACCUAAAGGGGAGUAUAAGACUUUUAUACUGACAGACACAGGUAAGGUGAUCUGAAUCUGGAUCUGCCUAAAUUCAAAUGUAGCCAGUGAAAUAGUGUACUCUGUGCUUUGUUCUUUCAAUAAAGGACUUUUAUUUUUGUGCAAACAUUCAAGUGGACCCAACUAUGUAUUGAUACCUCAGUGUCUUUGUCAAGGCUUGUCGAAAUGUCGCUAGAGGAUUAUGGCUGAUGGGAAUAGAAGUUAGUGGCAUUCUCCGAGGGGCACAGGAGUCACCCAGUAGGUCUGUGUGAGGAGUCUACUAGUGCUGUUUAAUGCUUCGUUCUAAACAUGUUUGGGGGUUUAUUCACUAAACAGUGAGUUGACAAAAAAGAUAAUUAGAUCAAGAUAGCCACGGUGGAAUAUUUGUAUUUGGCUACAAUAUGUGCUAAAACAGUUGAACAGGGUAUUAAAUGUGAGCCGGCUGCAGCACAUCUCACUGCUUGUUGAAUAACGAUAUACUCUAGUCUGUUUUCUUUAAUGUUUAACUCCUUGCGGCAGUGUUUCACGGGAACAAAUGUCUCAGCGGGGUGCCCCAUUCGCCCUCCAUAGUGUAACUAAUGCCAUUACCUGUAGGACCUGUUUAGUCUGUUACCGUAUAUUUCCCUUUGCAGGUUUGACUCCAGACGGGAAGCGCGUUACGUGGCUAGCAAAAGGUUGGGCAGCUAGGAUUGUACAGCACGAAAUGGAUCACUUGGAUGGCGUUUUGUACAUCGAUAAGAUGGAUCCCAGGACCUUUACCAACAUUAACUGGACAGAGGUGAAUGACUGA